Molecule: messenger RNA, 3497 nt
Organism: Hydractinia symbiolongicarpus
Lineage: Eukaryota; Metazoa; Cnidaria; Hydrozoa; Anthoathecata; Hydractiniidae
Exons: 11
Coding region: 367-3174 (935 amino acids)
Source: RefSeq, a predicted model, not a curated record
UUUUCUUUUAAAUAUUAGUUACCAGUCUUCUUGCUUUGAUUUUUGUGUAGCUUGCUCAUUCCGACUAAUCUAAUAUUGAAUGUAUAACCCCCUGCAGAUCCUAGAGCGAACUCGGUCGUGUGCAUAACGAAAUUACAACCCGUGCUCAAAACAGGCCAACUGAAGAGACCUGAAGAAGCUCUGCAUAGAAAUAGUAAAAAUAAUAAUAUAUAAAUACAAAACUGGAAGAAAAAUAUAGAGAAAAAUUAUUAUUAGUAUCACUGGGGUGUUUCGAAGAAUACAGAAAGAUCGUUCAGAUUAAACUUUGUAAAGAUAUACUGAAUUGUGGCUCGUGUUAAAAUCUUAUCGUUUCUAUGUAGACCUGACAUGAAAGGACGAAUUGUGUUGUUAUUGAGCUUGUUAUGUGUUGCACAAGCACUGCCUCUCUCCUUGGACGAAAACACACGCGCAUCUUUGACGCGGGGUAAACGUCAUGAGCACCACCACCACCAUCAUGAACACAGCGAAAUCGCUGACAGAGAAGUUCGAACAAUCAUAUCUGCUAUAGUUGAUGCGAUAUUAGACGGUGAUCGUAAAAAAAGAUCUGACAUUCCAGAAGAAGAAGACGACGUCACAUCUGAUAUGUCGUCCGAAUCCGGCAGUGGAGAAGCCUCCGGUGACUACGAACGUGUAUCGGUACCAAAAAAUAUAAAAGAUGUCAAGGGAGCGAAUGAUGAUCCGGAAUAUGUAGGAAAUAUUUUUCAAAAAUCAGAUGAAGAAAGUACUGAUGCAACAAAAAUAUUGAAGCUGGACUCAGUUUCUGAAUCUGGUGAAAAUGUUGGAUCUGGUUCUGGUUCCGAUUCUGACCUUAAUGUUGAAUCUGAAACCGAAUCUGGUGCUGAGUCAGGAUCUGGCUCAGAAUCUGGAUCUGAAUCAGAGUCUGGAUUGGAAUCUGGAUCUGGAUCUGAGUCUUCUAAAAAAAGGAGUGAAGUAUCUGAAACAAAUGACUUAGAACAAUCCGGCGAUUCAGAAUCGGGUAGUAGUGGGUCCGGAGAGGAUGCUGAUACUUCCGGCGAAUUUAACAGCGGGUCUGGAGAUAACGAAAUCGUUGGAAUUGUAGGAGAUGAAAACGCAAGACUUAUUGACGAUGAUAUCUCAAAGAGAACUAAUACUGUUGGAGAUAACGAAGGCAGAAUGAAAAGAGAUGAAGAUGGUUUGGAUGAACAAGACAGAAUCGAGUCUAAAGCAAGACAAGAAAAAGAAAAGAAGGACUUGAUUUCUAACAUUAAUGCACAGCUUUCGAAGUCACAAAAUAAAACGCAAAAUAUAGAAAACCACUCUUUAAUUAGUAACUCUGAAAAUGAUUCAGAUAAUGAAUCUGGAAGUGGAUCGGGUGAAACAUCGGAAAGCGGUUCGGGUGAUUUUAGUUUAGAGAAAAGAAACUCUGUAUUAGAAAAGCGUAGUCAAAUCGUUCAAGAAGAUAAUUUUGGAAAAUUAGUAAACGAACUGGAUAAUGAUAAUACCGAUACGCCUGAUAAUGACUCUGAGAAUGAAUCAGACGAUACAUCGGGUAACGAGUCGGGCAGUCAGUCGAGUACAGAAUCGGGUGACAGCACAAAUUCAGAUUCUUUUACUGAACCACCUGAUAAAAGAAGUAUACUUCGAGGUGAAGAUAAUAAAUACACAGCAGAACGCUAUGCAGCCAAGACUUAUUCCGAAGAAGAAUCCGAAUCCGGAAUUGAUUCGGAUUCGGGGUCGGGAUCAAGUGAUGGUUCUGGAUCACCAUGGGAUAGUGCUUCUGGAUUCGGCUUUGAGAAGCGCGAAACUACACCGCUCUCUCAACAAUAUGGAAACGUAAAUAACACAAUGCGAAAAGCAAACGAAAGUGAAAGUAUUACAGAAGAUGGCGGUAGUGGCAAUUCCGAGAAAGACCCUUCUGGUGAAAGUGGCGAUGCAUCAUCUACAAUGGAUAGCACGUUAAAUGAGUCAGAUGAAGGUUAUUCGUCUGGGGAAGAUGACGAAAACUUACAGCCCGAUGAGGAGAACGAACACUCUUCUGCACAGCUGGAACGCGAAGACAAAAACAUAAAUGAUGAUGCCAGUCUAGUAACUAUGGAAGAUAGUAACAAAAGUAAAUAUGGAAGCCAAAGCAGCAUUAAAAAUACCGAAGAACAGCCUAAAGCUGAAGUCGUCAGCGAUAAUGAAGGCGAAAGCGAAAGUGAUACAGAUGAAAUUAGUGGAACUGAAAGUGAAAGUGGUGCAAGUGGAAGCGAAAGCGAAAGUGGGAGUGGAAGUGAUGCAAGGAGAAAAAAUAUAAUUCAUCAAAUUGUAUCGGACAUGGCUAAAGCAGCAGUGGACAGUGUUGAAGUAGAUGAUUCAGAUAGCGUCGUCAAAAAAUCAAAUAUAAACAUACCGGACGAGGUCACACCGACCAAGUCAAACAAUUUAGCUACUGCUAAAAGAACAAUAGAAAAUAGAACUUUUGAAAAUAGUACAAAUGUCAAUUCCGAUGAUAGUGAAAACAUAACAAAGAAAGGAAUGGUUAAUAGUGAGCGUGAUUUAGCGUUAAAGACAUUAGUCAAAUCUGUGCUAAAAGAUGAUCCGUCUGUUAAAGCAAGUAUAGAAGAAUUGAAAAAAAGAAGGAGCGAAAGUGAAGAAAAGUUAUACAGAGACAUACUUGGGUUGGUACAGCAAGCUCCACUCGAGCCAGAAGAGGACACAAAAGAGAAAGUUAUCACAGAAGUAAAAGAUUUUGAAGGUUUUGUUGAGGCAUUAUCACAGACCGAAAAUCUUUCCUCUUUUAAACAUGAUGCGAUCGCUAAAAAGCUUGAAAAAGAUUUGCUAGAACAUUUAAGCGUCACAGAAAAAGACGAUUCUACGCUGGCCAAUCAAGAAAAUGAGUUGCUAAAAGACACAGAGCUUACUCAUAUUAAAGAGAGAAUCGAAGAUGCUCGUGAAAGUUCUGAAGAAUAUGCAUUAAAACACAGUGGUAGUAUAGAAGAAAUACGGAGACAUGCUGUUUCCUCGCUCAAACCAAUCAUUGAAGCUUUGCCCUUAAAAAAAGAAGAUGUCGAUGAUUUAGCUAAAUUGAUUGGUAAAUCAGCUUGGGUGAAAAUGAUCACACAUACUAAGAGAAAAGCACAUAUCCGUAAAAAGAUCCGACGCAAUUUAGAGGAACUUUUUGCUUUAAAGUGAAAUCUUUCUAUUGAUUACAUCGAAGUGGAAGUAUCGACUUUGCUAUCGCGUAUUGCAUAAUAGUUACCAUAGCAAUAUUAAGCGGCUGAUCAUUAUAGUUGAAAUCUAUUCAAAUGUGUGGCAGUAAUACUCAUUCGCUGGCUAUCAACAUACCAUUUCAUUUACUCGUCAACACAUUCAUUCAUUCAUUCAUACACUCUUUCAAUUAUUCAUUCAUUAAAUCAUUUCAUUAAAUCGUUCAUUUGCCAAUUUUUUUUAUCUAUUUGGCAAUUUAAUCAAUCAUUCAUUCAUUCAUUCAUUCAUUCACAACCUCAAUUCCAAAA